Messenger RNA from Scedosporium apiospermum, 1620 nucleotides. RefSeq lists its product as uncharacterized. The transcript has 2 exons. NCBI's taxonomy places the organism in Eukaryota, Fungi, Ascomycota, Sordariomycetes, Microascales, Microascaceae. The record is from RefSeq and is a predicted model, not a curated record. The coding region runs from base 1 to 1620 and encodes 539 amino acids.
AUGACGUCCACCCCGAUGGUGCCAAAUCGGCUGCAAGAUCUCCCACUACACGUACUUGAUGAGCUUUGCGGGCGCCUAACACGAGACAAGGCCGGACGACGCGGCCUGCUCGCCCUCUCCCUAACGAGUACUCGGCUCGCCGGCUUAACCACAAGAUUCCGCCUCCAAACAGUGCAUCUCGUGGUUAAAGGCCCCCAGAAGCUACGCAGCGAUAUUGCGACUCUGACGGAUGUGUUGGCAGCUCGUGACAAUGUGCCCUACGUGAGACGACUCGAGAUUCGCGGCUCGAUGUCACGCGCCGCAUCUGGUGAAAGGCAAUCUGGUGGCGACCACGGUGAACAGCCGAGCUUGCAGGGAGCGAAUGGCCCUGUGCAUGACUACUGGCCGCCCGACGACGACGGCGACUUUUGGGGGCCGGCCCGGGAACCAGUCGACUUUGAUCCUACGGGACCUGGCUCGGCCGGGCAAGACCGGGUGCGAGAUCAGGCUGCAUGGUCCUGUUUAGCCAGCUUCAUCGGGGAGCUGAUCCAGCUCGCCGACGUCGUCUACGCAUGCGAAGACCAGGUGCCACCUGCGUCCAGUCUCCGCGAUAUCGACCUUGACGAAUACAUCCUCGCCUCAUCGCCAUGCCUGUCGAGCAUUCGAGCGCGUGGCACUGCGUCUGGCUUUGAUUCGCGCGGCCGCAUCAGUUUCAAUGAAGAAGCAAUUCUGCGAAUGGUAGCUGGGAGACUUUGCGCCCUAAGGACUGUUUCUAUAUGGGUGAAGGGCCCAGAUGAGACCAUCGAGCACCACAGGGCUCUAUCAGCUCCGAGACCCACGUGGGCAGGAUUUUUCCGCAACGAUGCGCACGGUUUUCCCGAUGACGGACUUGGUGCACUUGAGAACUUGGUACUUGUCGGCGGCGAAUGCCUGACCCCUCAGAUCGUCACGGCUUGGAGCAACCACACAGACUUUAACAUGCUUCAGUCCUUGCGUCUUCUCUUCGCGUCUACGAGUCUCGCUGCACUGCAGAUUCUCACCGAAGAGGUGCGAACUUACAGGGCUCUCAGCCAGCUGCCUCAUCUCGACUGCCUCAGCCUGCUCCUAGACUGCUCCAACCUCCAUGCGAUGGAAGAAGCUGAACCAGAGUUGACUGAUGUCGAGAAGCAGUUACCCGAAAGCGACGUUGAUAUAGCUUCCAAAUACCUCCGCGACGCAUUCAUAAAUGUUGCUGUGGACGAUACAGUCGCAGCAGAUAUCUUCAACUCCUUAUCCUUCCAACGUACUCCUCGAAUUAUUAGCGUCCGCCCCACCGGUGCAGGGGAUUUCGGGAGCGCGUAUGUCGAUAGGCCAUUUUAUACGAUUGCACGGUGCCUAGGCCGGCACUGGGUCCGAAUUCGCAACCGGAGAGCUGGCUGCGACGAAUACUAUACAGCAGAGAUCAAGUCCGAGGAGACGAAGGAGGCCGAGAAGAAACUGAGCAAUGACAUUGAUCCAUUCUACGAGGCUAUUCUGAAUUCCAUAUGGCCUGAUGCGAAGGAGCAUAGAAAGCAAGCAUGGAAGGGUCUGCGACUAUGGAGGGAACCUGAUCGGUUGGACGAGUAUCCCUGUCCGCCUGAAACGGAUUAUGGACGCUCUUGA